Molecule: messenger RNA, 1826 nt
Organism: Rhopalosiphum maidis (corn leaf aphid)
Lineage: Eukaryota; Metazoa; Arthropoda; Insecta; Hemiptera; Aphididae
Exons: 6
Coding region: 266-1432 (388 amino acids)
Source: RefSeq, a predicted model, not a curated record
GUGUUUUGUAUUUUUUACCUAACUCGGUAGGUAACCGUAUUUGUACAGGUUUUUUUUUUUUUUUCAAGUAAAUUUAUGACUCACGACUCAGAAUUUAAUUAUUACUAGUUGACAUUGGAUUUGUGGAGUGUGAUGAACUUGUCCUCAUAGAUUUCCGUUUGUGUUUGGCAUUGUUUAAUUUUUUGGAACUCUGUGCUUACUUGUCUAUGAUGUGAGAUCGAGUACGUUUGGACGACUAAACGAAAAAUAAUAGUGAAACAAUAACAUGGUCACAGUCGGGAGACGGUUGAUACUCGCUGGACUGAUCGUCGUCACAUUGCAAAUUUGGAAUGUGUCGACGGCACCAACUGAGAAAACUAUUAGUCAACUUAUGAUGUCAUCUGGAAAAGUCAAUUUGGUAAACUACUUCAAAGAUUUGAAUCUUGACAAUUUUUGCAAUUUUCCGUUACUGGAUGUCAAAAAUUUUACAAGGGUAGAAAAUGAAUACACUUUUCCGUGUUUUUGUACGGUAAUUUACAAUAUUAGCAAUGAAUUUGAAUAUGGUCUCAUAAAUGCCACAGACUUUGAAGCUGCAAAAUUAAUAACUAAUAAUCACAAAUUUAAUGAUGAAAGCAUGUAUAAUAUGUGGACAAACAUGACCAAAAACUCCGAAUCAAUGAAGUUAUUAAUGGAUCCGUUGAACAGUAUAGACAAAUGGAAUAAGGUCUGUUAUAACUUAAAGAAUGAAUUGCAUACAUACUGUAAAUUUUUAAAUGUAGAGGUGUUACUGUUCAUCAAUGGCGGUUUAGAAAAAUCUAAUAAAUCUAUAAAAAAAAAUAUUGAGAAUCCAUCAAAAAACCUUAAAGAACCCGUUGUUCCUAGUGUCGUUGUUGCAGAACUGAAAACCCCUGAGGACCUACCUCAAGUUAAAAUUGAUAAAUCUCUUGAAAUUGAAAAAACUGUAGACAAUAUUCAAAAAAUAGUUGAAGUCAAUAAUGAUAAUAAUAAUAAUGAUGAGGAACUUCGUUCAGAAAUACCAAAGGAUAAUAUAAACUUUGAUGAUGAUGAAACUACUGUUGAAGAUGAAAAACCAGUUGAAGAAACAGAGACCCAAACUCCAAUUGAUUCGAAACCUAAUUCAAAAUCUAGUGUUGAUUAUCCUAAAGAGGACGACGGUACCAUACACCAAACAGAAACUAAAGAAAGUGUAUCAAGAUUAGGUCCAAAACCUAUAUUUACAAAUCAUGGGUUUGGCGAUACAGAAGACUCACAUUUCCUUUUCUACUUCAGCAUAAUGACUAUACUAUCAAUGCUAUUUUAUUUAGCUUUAUACAAUAAGAAAAAAAUAAUUGCGCUUUUAAUUGAAGGGCGGCGAAGUACAAACCACCGAAGACGACCAAAUACGGCUAGUUAUUCAAAAGUAGAGACUGAUGACGGAUCGACUGUAUUUUGAUGAAAUAGUGAUUAGUGAUUUCUAUUGUGAAAACAAAAUUAGUUGUAGACUCUCAAUGUUGUGAUGUUGAGUGGUUGUUGAUUGAAGAAUUUCCUAUAACAAUUGUUGAAUAUGUAAUGGGAUAUAUUUUAAUAAGUUAGAAAAAACUCUGUGAUUACAACAUGUAUAUAUAAAUUUUACAACUUUUUUAGGAACCUUUAGUUUUUAUUUUGAUAUUAAUUAUAAACAUUACAAACUGUUGAUCUUAACUUUUUAACUGUCCAAAAAAAAGUGACAUAAAUACUUAAAUUUGUAAUAAAAAUAUAGUUUUGUCUUGUUUAUUUAACAAAAAAAUAAGAACAUUUUAUACACAUAAUAUACUUAAUAUAUAAAUAUAUAUAAGUAAAAUGAUCAC